This is a messenger RNA of Grammomys surdaster, 1158 nucleotides long. RefSeq names its product protein FAM161A-like. The transcript has a single exon. The record is from RefSeq and is a predicted model, not a curated record. Gene Ontology annotation, biological process: cilium organization. The coding region runs from base 38 to 1150 and encodes 370 amino acids. NCBI's taxonomy places the organism in Eukaryota, Metazoa, Chordata, Mammalia, Rodentia, Muridae. Gene Ontology annotation, cellular component: cilium; photoreceptor connecting cilium; ciliary basal body.
UAGUUCUGCAUCGGAAAACAGCUGCUCCCAUCCUGCCAUGUCAGUGACCUCACUUUCAGAGCCUGACCUAAAUGGGUCGCCCUCCUUGUCCACAACUACUGAUGAGGAGUUGUCCAACCUAGAGAAAAAGACUCCUGGGGAUGGCAGAGCGAUGACCUACGCCAACGAGCUCAUAAACAACAUGUGGAACAACUUUUCUGUUGAAGAUUAUAUUAAGUAUGACUCAGACCUCCAAACAGCUAAGAAAAAAAGAAAGAAACCUAAAUCCUGGACGCCCAGGAUUACAGUGCCUGUGCCCUUUGAAAUGACAGUAAGGGAGCAGAAUCGGAGAGAGAAGGCCUCGAAUGCUCGGUCAGAUCUGGAAACGAGACAGAAGCUGCUCAAGACGACCGAGGACGAUGCAGAGUGUAAGAAGAAAUUCCGAGCCAAUCCUGUUCCUUCCGGCAUGCUCCUUCCCCUUUACGAGGAUCUAGUCAAGCAGAGUGAGGAGCGUAGGAAGAAGGCUCGGGAGAGGAGCAAAGCUGCACUCCUGGCCUCCCAGAAGCCCUUUAAGUUCAUUGCGAGGGAGGAACAGAAGCAAGCAGUCCGUGAGAAGAAGCUGAGAGACCUUUUUAGGGCUAAAAGGAAAACGAAGCAGUUUAAAGCCAGACCUGUGCCUCAUUUUAUUUACAGGCCAGCUGCAAAUGACAAGCCAAAGGAAAAAGAGCUCUAUGGGGUCAGCAGGAUGCAGCCAAAGGCUAGAGAUCUGCUACAGAAUUCACUUUGGUCCAGUCGGCCAACUUACAGACAUUUCAGGGACCCCAGAAGUCCUGCAAAGCCAAGGGGUAAACACAGGCGUAAGUGCCUGAGCCCGGGUGAUGGAGACUUGGAGAAAUGGAGGAAAUCCUUCUCUGAACACAGCUUUCUGAAAUGCCCAGUGCUUUGUGAACAGUGUUGUCUUCUUGAAUCCCCGUGUGACUCCGAUAAAAGACAGAAACUCUUGGUAGACAUCAGAUCAGAUGAAGAAAAUUUGAGAGAAACAUGCAAGCCUAAUCUGUCUCCUAGGCGUAAAUCACCCAGAAGAAGCAAGUACAUGAAGCCCAGGCCCCGUGAAUGCAGCCCACCGAUGCCCACCACGUCUUCCCGAGGGCGGGAGCAAGCCAUCAGGUAAGGCACCGG